Molecule: messenger RNA, 1614 nt
Organism: Didymodactylos carnosus
Lineage: Eukaryota; Metazoa; Rotifera; Eurotatoria; Philodinida; Philodinidae
Source: the annotation of a GenBank genome assembly
AUGGCGUCAUUUAUUGCGAAAACACUUGUGGGCAAUGAGUUUGAUAAAGUGAUGAAAGGGAUCGGCCUCGGCGACAACGACAAUAAUCCAGUUAACAGCGAUGUGUCAUCAGAUGAUUUACUUGCUGCACAAGCUAAACGUGAUGCCGACGAUAAACAAUGUAAAGCAAAGCAUGCUGAAAGCGAACGACAACGUGAAGAAGUUCGACAAAAAAUACGAGAUAAAAAAAAAGAUGACAAAUCAAGAUCACCCACACAUUCACCAAAAGCUACGUCGUCACAUAAAAAACAAACGACAACAGUUGAAACGAGAACUGUACCAUCGGCUGCAACUGCGCAAAACAACACUGGUAAGUAUAAAGUUGUGUUUUGUAUUGAUUUUAGAAGAAAGCAGUUUGUUGCAAUUAGAAUGAAGAUGUAUUCUACACUCUCCCUGAUCGUUCCUUAUCGUUCAUUUUCACAGGUUUCGAUCUGACAAAGAUAACAACAAAUGCAUUCAACAGUUUCAAAGAGAAAUUCAGUUGGAAAUAGCGGAUGAAUGGACGAAUCACGAACAGACGCAAUAUCAAGUUCUCCUCAUCAUCUUUAUAUCCAUAUAUUCAAAACUGUGUUACCUGUUGAUUUCAAACUCGAUUUUUUGCAUUUCAAGAAAUUCAUUUACUGCAGUUUCGAUACUUGUGUACGAAAUUGAAUUUUUCUCGCAGGCUGAAGCGAUUCUUUUAUCAACACAAAGGACACGACACUUUCUGCGCACUUCUGUUUUUCUUAUCUUCUUUCUCGAAAUAUAGUUAAAUAAUCUGUACAUUUUAGUUCGACAUAUACCAUUCAUAUCACCUAGCCCCUAAAAGAAACUUUGUUCCAGACUUCUAUUUCUAAACACUCGGCUAUAACAAUGUCUGAGAACGAGGUAAAUUUAAACGCUUUAUUAUCUGUACCUGCUGGUGUUUUUUGCAGUUUUCGAACGCUAAAAAUUUACUUAACAAGUUGUUUUUAGCUCAAUACAACUUGUUAUUUGAAUCUUUGACAAUGAUAAAGGCAGUAGAAGACUUUAGCGUAACUUGAGUCUAAACCCAGUGACAGAAAUUAGAUUUUGCUAAAAGAAAUCAUAAUAUGACUUGACGAUGCUGACGGCGACAAUCGGGUCUAUUGCUAGGUUACUUCAGGAUUUUCUUUCAGAUCCGUUCAAAACUAUAGUGAUAAAGUUGUUUUUCCUGCGGGUUGAUUUAUAACGUCAUUUUUGAGAAGAGAAUUUAUUUCUCUCACAUAUAGUCUAUUGUUUUUUAACUUCGUUUGUCAUUGUGCUGUGAGCUAUCAAAAUUCAUUCGGGAUCCAAUACAUCACUGUUUGCUCCUUUCUUUAAAAAGAAAACGAGUUUGAUUCAUCCUUCUAAAAAGAAAAGUUAAUAUUAUGCUUUCAAUACGUUUGAUUAAGCAGCCUACCUUACAAGUUGUUUUGCAAAUUUUUUUCUAAAUGAAUGAAUCAAACUCGUUUUCUUUUUAAAGAAAGGAGCAAACAGUGAUGUAUUGGAUCCUGUUACGCCCCGUAAUCACCCAGCGAGAUGUUAUAUCACGACAGAACGGAAAAAGACCACUGCCCGACUGAGGAAUUGAACCCC